Messenger RNA from Andrographis paniculata, 3792 nucleotides. RefSeq names its product cation-chloride cotransporter 1. NCBI's taxonomy places the organism in Eukaryota, Viridiplantae, Streptophyta, Magnoliopsida, Lamiales, Acanthaceae. Gene Ontology annotation, biological process: transmembrane transport; monoatomic ion transport. The record is from RefSeq and is a predicted model, not a curated record. Gene Ontology annotation, cellular component: membrane. Gene Ontology annotation, molecular function: chloride:monoatomic cation symporter activity. Bases 501 to 3467 code for a protein of 988 amino acids. The transcript has 14 exons.
AUGUCCUAGGAGGAGGAGGAGGAGGAAGAAGGGUUCUCAGUUGAGUGAAGUGUAAACUAGCGAGUAGUGAUUCAUAGAAAAUCUGGAUCGUCGUAAGAGUCAAUUGUUUAGAUCGGGCUGGAUGGGCCGGGUCGGGCGAGGUCCAACAAAUAAGUAAUCAAGUCAGUUGGGUAGGGUUGAGGGGGGCCCAGUCGCUGUUGGAGUGAGUUUGUGACGAUUGUAAGAAAACUAAACGCACGGACGGAGUCGAGUCCGGUCCAGCGGAAAACCACCCGACUAGUCCCUUCUCUGCUCCUCCUCCUCCAGUCCUCCUCCUCCUUCCGCUUCUUUUCUUUUCUUUUCUUUUCUUCGUUGGUUCCAUUCUUAGAAAGUUCAAACCCCUUCUUUCUUUCUUCUUCUUCGAAAUAACAUAUAAAUAUACCACCCAGAGACCAAUCCCAGAUUUGUCCAAGAUCGUCGAGGAAAGUAGAUCCUCCCACCGGAUCAAUUCAAUAAAUGCCAUGGCUUCUGAGCAUAAUGGAGGUGAAAUAGAAGCGCUAGACAGCGAUGACUUCUCAUCAGGGCGGGGUUCGGGCGGCCGCAAAUACAGGCCAGUCUUUGCGCAUGAUAACGAUCGAGCUGUUCUUGAGAUGUCUUCCAUCGAACCUGGCGUCCAGGCAUCUUCUUCCGCACCCAACAACCUCAAAAAAGUUAAUGUGGGCAUACCACCAGAUAUAGUACCUGAAGGAAGUGAUGAGACGGUUCCUCAUCAUGGAAGUGUCAAUGGGUCUCGUGCCGAUUCUAAGUUGGAAUUAUUUGGUUUCGACUCACUCGUUAAUAUUUUGGGACUUAAAAGUAUGGCUGGUGAUCAGAUUCAAGCGCCAUCCAGCCCUAGAGAUGGAGAUGAUGUAUCACUUGAGCGUGCAAGGGCAAACAAUUUGAAAUUGGGAACAAUGAUGGGGGUCUUUGUCCCUUGUUUGCAAAACAUCUUGGGAAUUAUAUACUACAUCAGAUUUACAUGGAUUGUGGGCAUGGCUGGAAUUGGUCAGUCAUUGUUACUGGUUGCCUUCUGUGGUUCAUGUACUUUGCUUACGACUAUAUCCUUGAGUGCUAUUGCCACUAAUGGUGCAAUGAAGGGAGGAGGGCCUUAUUAUCUCAUAGGGCGAUCUUUGGGGCCUGAGGUUGGAGUGAGCAUUGGUUUAUGUUUUUUCCUUGGAAAUGCAGUAGCUGGUGCACUUUAUGUUUUGGGAGCUGUGGAGACGUUCCUAAAUGCUCUUCCACAGGCUGGGAUUUUCAGAGAUUCGCAGACUUUUGUGAAGGUUAACGGCACAGAUGUUGCUCAGCCUGUUACUAGCCCAAGUUUACAUGACUUGCAAAUUUAUGGGAUUGUUGUGACAAUCAUCCUAUGUUUCAUUGUAUUUGGUGGAGUAAAAAUGAUCAACCGGGUUGCACCAGCCUUUCUAAUCCCUGUUCUGUUCUCGUUAUUCUGCAUAUUUGUUGGCAUAUUUUUGGCAAGAAAGAACCAUCCAGAAGAUGGCAUUACUGGUUUGAGUUUGAAGUCAUUCAGGGACAAUUGGGGUUCAGAUUAUCAAACAACUAACAAUGCUGGAAUUCCAGAUCCCAAUGGGAAAAUACAAUGGGAUUUCAAUGCGUUGGUAGGUCUCUUUUUCCCUGCUGUGACGGGGAUUAUGGCAGGCUCAAAUCGGUCCGCUUCAUUGAAGGACACUCAGCGAUCCAUUCCUAUUGGGACUUUAGGUGCUACUUUGACAACUACAGUACUAUAUUUCGUAUCUGUGCUAUUCUUUGGAGCUCUUGCAACUAGGGAUAAACUAUUGACUGACAGGUUGCUCACUGCUACUGUUGCUUGGCCUGUCCCUGCAAUCACGUAUAUUGGUAUUAUUCUCUCAACCUUAGGUGCAGCUUUACAGAGCCUGACAGGUGCCCCCCGCCUCCUCGCAGCAAUAGCCAAUGAUGAUAUUCUACCUGUUCUUAACUACUUUAAAGUGGCAGAUGGGGGUGAACCACAUGCUGCUACCUUGUUCACAGCCUUCCUCUGUAUUGCAUGUGUUAUUAUUGGCAAUCUUGACCUUAUUACACCAACUAUAACAAUGUUUUACCUUCUUUGUUAUGGUGGAGUCAACUUGUCCUGCUUUCUUUUGGAUCUAUUGGAUGCUCCCAGCUGGCGUCCUCGGUGGAAAUUUCACCAUUGGAGUCUCUCCCUUCUUGGGGCAUUGUUAUGUAUAGUUAUAAUGUUUCUGAUUUCUUGGGCAUUCACGGUGGUCUCUUUAGCUUUGGCAACACUCAUAUAUUAUUAUGUGAGCAUCAAAGGAAAAGCCGGGGACUGGGGUGAUGGUUUCAAGAGUGCCUACUUUCAACUUGCUCUUCGUAGUCUGCGAUCUUUAGGAGCAAACCAGGUACACCCAAAGAACUGGUACCCUAUACCCCUCAUUUUCUGCAGGCCCUGGGGCAAAUUGCCUGAGAAUGUACCCUGCCACCCUAAACUUGCAGACUUUGCAAAUUUCAUGAAGAAGAAAGGCAGGGGAAUGUCCAUAUUUGUGUCUAUCAUAGAUGGAGAUUAUCAUGAAUGUGCUGAAGAUGCAAAAGCUUCCUGCAGGGCACUUAGUACAUAUAUUGAAUACAAAAGAUGUGAAGGGGUUGCAGAGAUAGUUGUUGCUCCGUCCAUGUCUGAUGGAUUCCGUGGCAUUGUACAGACAAUGGGCCUCGGCAAUCUAAAGCCCAACAUUGUGGUAAUGCGGUACCCUGAAAUAUGGCGUCGAGAGAAUUUGACCGAGAUACCGGCCACAUUUGUUGGGAUAAUUAAUGACUGCAUUGUUGCAAACAAGGCAGUUGUUAUUGUCAAGGGUCUGGACGAGUGGCCAAAUGAGUACCAAAGGCAGUAUGGAACCAUUGAUUUGUAUUGGAUUGUCAGGGAUGGUGGUCUCAUGCUGCUGCUCUCUCAGCUCCUCCUCACAAAAGCAAGCUUUGAGAGCUGUAAGAUUCAGGUUUUCUGCAUUGCGGAGGAGGAUUCAGAUGCGGAGGAGCUCAAGGCGGAUGUGAAGAAGUUCCUGUAUGAUCUGCGCAUGCAAGCUGAGGUAAUCGUGCUGUCGAUGAAGUCAUGGGAUGCACAAUCCGAGCAGAAAGAUGAGUCGGUGGAAGCAUUCGCGGGCGCCCAAGAGAGGAUUGCGAGCUAUAUGAGGGAGAUGAAGGAUAAGGCUGGGAGAGAAGGGACAGGGCUGAUGGCUGAUGGGAAGCGGGUUGUUGUGAACGAGCAGCAAGUGGAGAAGUUCCUGUACACCACAUUAAAGCUGAACUCGACGGUACUAAAAUACUCGAGAAUGGCUGCAGUGGUGCUGGUGAGCCUGCCACCGCCGCCACUGAACCAUCCGGCCUAUUUUUACAUGGAGUAUAUGGACCUGUUGGUGGAGAACGUGCCGAGGCUUUUGAUGGUGCGAGGGUACCGGAGAGAUGUGGUCACUUUGUUCACGUAGCCGGAGGAGGAGCAGCAGCAGCAGGAUCAGCUAGCCACAGCAGCACAGCGAUUUUUCUUAUCUUUUCUUUUCUUUUCUUUUUGUAAUCGAUCGAUCGAGAGAAAAAGGUUACGAAUUUUGGUGGGCAACAUACAUAACGUGUUAAUAUAUUUUUCAUUGGAUGGGCGGAUAGAUGAUGGUAAUUAGUGAGUGUGCCCUGCCCUGCCCCGCCCUGUCUGUGGAUCGCUGCCCUUGCGUUGUUGGGUUGGUGGAUGGAUGGAACAUAGUAUCCCUCCGCUCACCCCCGUCCAUGAUUAUUACUAUUUUAUUGAUCUGACUUACGACG